Messenger RNA from Entrophospora candida, 1465 nucleotides. NCBI's taxonomy places the organism in Eukaryota, Fungi, Glomeromycota, Glomeromycetes, Entrophosporales, Entrophosporaceae. The record is from the annotation of a GenBank genome assembly.
UGCUGCAUUUGAGGCAGCAAUGAUUUCUCUUGCAGAAAGGAAUCUAGAAACUCACACAACUACGGAGAUACCUGUUUGCCGCUACUUAUGGUCUGCGUGCCCAUUUGGACAUCGGAAGAGCCUCAAAAAUGUUGAUAUAUUUUGGAAAAAAAUUGAAAUAGGACAAAAUGAGCUUGAAGCUUCUAUGACCAUUAUACAUAGGACAAACAAAGUUUUUGGGACAGCUAUUGAAAAUGUCAAUUCCUCCAUUAAGAAUGUCAAUGAUAAACUGGUACCUGAAAAACGUGUACUAUCAGCAAGUGGUGAAUAUUUAAUUGUUAAUGAAGAAUUGGACCAAGCAGCAGAACAUGAAUAUGAAGCUUAUAAGAAAAUCAAAACGUUUGAUGAAGAAAUUGAAGCUAAUCAGAAUGAAGAUAAGGAAGAAUCUGACAACCAUGAAAUUAAUAAUCAAAUAAAUUUUGAUUUUAAUAAUUUGGAACAACAAUUGAGAAUUGAAUGUGAAGAACAAUGGGAAGUGGGCAAAAUAAAUGUUACAAGAAAAUUUAAAGAUUACCAAUACAAUCUUCUUUACGAAAUUGAGAAUGGCACUAGAAAAUUAACUUGGAAUGAUACUAUUGAUAUAUUAGCUUUAGGGUCAAUAAUAGUUCUUGAUUGGCCUUGCCCAUACUAUAACUUUACUACUGAUGAAUGGCUUGAAAUAACUAAGGCUAAUCCAUUCCAAUUGAAGGAACCGGUAUUAAGUACAAAUUUAUCAUCAUCAUUAUAUGAUUCCACAUGCAAAAAAUCAUUGGGCUUAGCAAGUGAUUUUCAUCCAGACAAUACUAUUAAAUACAGUAACAUAGCUAGAAGAAUUUUUGACAACUUAAGUGAAGAUAUUCCAAUUACAGCUUCAAUGCAGAUCUCUGAAGAUGAACAUAGAUUUCAAUACCUAGAUCCAUUCCUUAAACCCAUCUUCAGUGGACCUUAUAAAAAUUAUAAAUUGAAAUUGAAUCGUACUGUUUAUGGGAGUCAAAAAAGGCCAGAUUUUGCUUGUACUGUAGAUAACAUCCCAGUUCUCAAUUCUGAAGUCAAACCAAUUGGCUUCACACAAUUACAAAGGAAUAAGGAUUAUUUAAAGGUCAACUUCAGGGCGAAAAAAACCAUUAAUACAUUUAUAAAUAACAAAAAUGGUCCUGAUCAAGCAAUAUUUUUUAUUAACAUGGGUAAUGCUGUGGAGUCAUUUACAAUGGAUCUUGAAUUUGAGGGGAUCUAUCGAACUUGGCCUUUGUUGAAAACUAAUAUUGUAACUGAUAGACCAACAUUCCCACUAUUGGUUUCAACACUUACUCAUUUUAUCACAUUAGAGGAACGUGUCAAAAUUUUAGCAGAAGAUUAUAUAGGUCAAUCAAAAUAUUUAGAAAAUAAAAAAUGCAAGUAUAUUAGAGAAUUACCUGAUUCUCCUCAAUUGAAGAGGUUGUUAAAAUGA